Polypterus senegalus (gray bichir) is the source of this 684-nucleotide messenger RNA. Its product is annotated as hydroxyacyl-thioester dehydratase type 2, mitochondrial-like. The transcript has a single exon. Bases 13 to 543 code for a protein of 176 amino acids. NCBI's taxonomy places the organism in Eukaryota, Metazoa, Chordata, Cladistia, Polypteriformes, Polypteridae. The record is from RefSeq and is a predicted model, not a curated record.
UUUACAAGUAACAUGCAGUUUUGUAGUAGAGAUAAAUUCUUCAUUUUCUCUCGACACCUGUUAAAGAUGUUUCAGCUGCAUCGUGGUUUUAUAUUCAGAUUUCCUGUUAGGAACACUGACUGCAGACCUGUUCAUGUUGGAGCCAAAGCGGAACUUAGAAAAGUGUUUACUAAAUCUGAUGUUACAACAUUUUCUGAGUUAACUGGAGAUGCAAAUCCACUCCACCUCAAUGAAGAAUAUGCUAAAAGUACAUUGUUCAAAAGGCCCAUUGUUCAUGGAAUGUUAAUUAAUGGAUUGGUUUCUGCAGUUUUGGGGACGAAAAUGCCCGGAGCUGGAUGUAUAUUCCUCUCUCAAGAAAUCCGUUUCCCUGCACCAUUGCAUAUUGGAGAAGAGGUCUUGGCAUCAGUGGAAGUGAUAAAAAUCAGAAAAAAUAUUGCAUGGGUUUCUGUUGCAUGUUCUGCAGAAGACAAAAUUGUUAUGGAAGGAAAGGUUCAGGUAAUGUUACCUGAGGUUCAUAAAAUCUAUAACAAGACUGACUUGUAGCUAACAGUGAGUUCUGCACAUAGUCUAAAAGUAUUAUUAGAAAUCAGUGUCAUAUUGUGUUAUGUGGGUUAAAAUGAUUACAGUGUUAACCAACAAUAUUGAAAAAUGUAUUUUUAAAUAAAAAAUAUACCUAAAAAGGAA